Molecule: messenger RNA, 351 nt
Organism: Cololabis saira (Pacific saury)
Lineage: Eukaryota; Metazoa; Chordata; Actinopteri; Beloniformes; Belonidae
Gene: h2bk1
Exons: 2
Coding region: 1-351 (116 amino acids)
Cellular component (GO): nucleosome
Molecular function (GO): protein heterodimerization activity; structural constituent of chromatin; DNA binding
Source: RefSeq, a predicted model, not a curated record
AUGAGUACCGAUCUAUCCAAAAAGAAGGGAAAGGGUUCGGGCGACAGAAAAGGCAAGAGAAGAACAAAAAGAAAGGAGACUUACGCUAUGUAUAUCUACAAAGUUUUGAAGCAGGUUCAUCCGGACACGGGCAUUUCCAGCAAAGCCAUGAGCAUCAUGAACUCCUUCGUGAACGACCUGUUCGAGAGGAUCGCCACGGAAGCGUCCCGGCUGGCGCAGUACAACAAGCGCUCCACCAUCACCAGCCGGGAGGUGCAGACCGCCGUGCGGCUGCUGCUGCCCGGCGAGCUGGCCAAGCACGCCGUGUCCGAGGGCACCAAGGCCGUCACCAAGUACACCAGCUCCAAGUAG